This is a messenger RNA of Trichechus manatus latirostris (Florida manatee), 1236 nucleotides long. It is a transcript of the gene IGSF5, whose product is annotated as immunoglobulin superfamily member 5. The transcript has 9 exons. NCBI's taxonomy places the organism in Eukaryota, Metazoa, Chordata, Mammalia, Sirenia, Trichechidae. The coding region runs from base 1 to 1236 and encodes 411 amino acids. The record is from RefSeq and is a predicted model, not a curated record. Gene Ontology annotation, biological process: cell-cell adhesion. Gene Ontology annotation, cellular component: bicellular tight junction; cell surface.
AUGCAUAUAGCUGAAAGAAAUGGAGAGCAGCCCCAGCUGACAACCAGCAAGGGAAUAGAAUUCAACCAUCAACCCGAAAUGAAUUCAACCAUCAACCUGAAUGAGCUGGGUGAGGAAGAACAUGAUGAGAUGGAGGGCUGCUGGAAAGGCAUUCCUGCCCUGCUGGUCAUCCUGGCUGUGCUGGCAGCUUCUGGAUCCAGCUAUCAAAUCCUAGAAGGCCCCAAGAAUGCAACAGUGCUGGAGGGCUCGGAGGCUCGCUUCAAUUGCACCGUGUCACAGGGCUGGAUGCUCAUCAUGUGGGCACUGAAUGGCACGGUGGUUCUCAGCCUCACCCCCAAUGAGCCCAUCAUCACAAACAGCCACUUCACCGCUGCCAGUUAUGAAGUGGAUGGUAACUUCGUCUCCGAGAUGAUCAUCCAUGACGUGCAGCUCAGCGAUGCUGGACACAUCAAAUGCAGCCUUCAGAACAGUGACCGGGAUGCCUCUGCGUUUCUUUCAGUCCAAGUUAUGGGAACGUUGCUCAUUCCCAGCAGUCUUGUAGUCACUGAGGAUGAACCCUGUAAUGUUACUUGUCGUGCAGUGGGUUGGGUUCCACUCCCAGAUAUUGCCUGGGAGAUCGGUGUUCCCGUAAGCCAUUCCAACUAUUACUCCUUCCCGGAGCCUGACGACCUUCAAAGUGCAGUGAGCAUCCUCUCUCUCACGCCACAAGGCAAUGGGACUUUGACUUGCGUGGCUAAUGCGACGGGUCUACACAUUCACAAGUCUGUCGCUGUAAACCUUACUGUGAUUGAGCCUCCUUCGGGCAAUAUUGAUAAACCAGGCACAUCAUUGCCUACCUGGGCAAUAAUUCUCCUUGCAGUAUUCUGUUCACUGCUUUCGAUCCUGAUAAUUGUUCUGAUUAUAAUCUGCUGCUGCUGUGUCUCCAGGAGAGAGAAAAAAGAAUCUAGUUAUCAAAGUGAAAUAAGGAAAUCUGCGAGUGUGAAAACAAACAAAGAAAUGGUUGAGACAAAGAUAAAAAGUGGAAAUGAAAACUACGGAUACAGCUCAGACGAAUCAAAGACCGCAAAAAUUUCCUCUCUCCCUCCAAAGUCCCAUGAGCUCAGUGUUCUGGAACAACACAACACCAGGUAUCCUCAUCAGGGACCUGAUGAACGUCAGCCAGCCCAAGCUACUCGUCCAUAUGUUUCGUUUAUUAUGGCCAGUCCGAAGAAGGUCAGGAACGUAACGCUGGUAUAG